GGUUCGUAAAAAGUAUAAUGUAGAGAAUGCAAGCCAAUCUCUAAUUCUCUACACCUUCCUCUUUGCUUUCGUACGUAUUCAUCCAUAUUUUUGCUUUCAGUUGCGCCUCGGCAGUAUUUUGGAACACAUCGUCUCUCCCGUAUAAACACACCCAGAAUUAUUUUUCACCAAACACUUCUCUAUCUAUCUAAACUUUAACAAGAACAAAAAGAAAGUGUGAAUAACAAUGGCAUCCCUGACGACACGUUUCAUGGCAGGAGCCCCCAAAUUUGCUCGUUUUGCCGCAACCAGGAUUAGCGGUAGCUCCGCAGCCAAUUUCCACUCCUACAGUGCGGAGCCGUCGCAGCCCCUAAAUCGCGAACCAAAACUGUGUUCAUCCGCCCUGGAGGCGGUACAGUGCGUCAAAUCAGACAGCGUCGUAUUUGUUCAGGGAGCCGCUGCGACGCCUUUGGAACUGGUUGGCGCCCUCACGGAGCACGGUGUGAAGAAUAACCUGAAGAACAUUGAGGUUUGCCACAUGCACACCGAAGGUCCGGCUCUCUACUGCAAUCCCGAACACUCUCACAUCUUCCGCUCCAAGUCCUUCUUCAUGGGUGGCAAUGUACGCAAGGCUGUUGCCGAGGGUCGAGGGGAUUCCGUGCCCAUCUUCCUCCAUGAAAUUCCCUAUUUGUUCCACCGGAAGAUUGUUCAGCCCGAUGUUGCCCUCAUUCACGUGUCCCCACCGGAUCAGCAUGGUUACUGCUCCUUGGGAACAAGUGUAGAUUGUGUCCGGGCGGCUUUGGUGCAUUCCAAGGUGAUUGUGGCUCAGAUGAAUCCCAAAAUGCCACGUACCUUUGGUGAUGCCAUCAUUCAUCAGUCGCACUUUGACUAUGCCAUCAAUAUUGACACACCACUGCCACAGCACGGUGGGAAGGGUUCGAGUGAGGUUGAGACGAAGAUUGGGCAGCUUAUUGCGGAGAAUCUCGUUGAUGAUGGGGCAACCCUUCAAAUGGGCAUUGGCAAUAUCCCAGAUGCCGUGUUGAGUGCACUGCACAAUCACAAGGAUUUGGGAAUUCAUUCGGAAAUGUUUGCCGAUGGUGUGGUGGACCUCGUGAAGAAUGGAUGUGUUACCAAUAACAACAAAGUCAUCCACAAAGGACGUAUUGUAGGCUCCUUCCUCAUUGGUACCCAGAAGCUCUAUGACUUUGUGGACAAUAAUCCUUUUAUCGAAAUGUUGGAAAUCAACUACGUGAAUAAGGUGGGUGUGAUCUCACAGAACCCAAAGAUGACGGCCAUUAAUUCAGCAAUAGAAGUCGACCUCACUGGUCAAGUUUGUUCCGAUUCAAUUGGCACAAGGAUGUACUCUGGUUUCGGUGGGCAAGUGGACUUUAUCCGCGGUGCAGCAGAAGGUUUCGACGGCAAAGGAAAGCCCAUCAUUGCCCUUCCUUCCACCACAAACAAGGGUGAGAGUAAAAUUAGUGCCGUGACAAAGCCCGGAGCGGGGAUUGUCACGACACGUGCUCACGUUCACUACGUCGUGACGGAGUAUGGGAUUGCUCAUCUCUUCGGGAAGAGUCUCAGGCAGCGUGCAUACGCUCUCAUCCAGAUUGCCCAUCCUAAGCACCGUGAAGCCCUCGAGAAAGCAGCCUUUGAGCGCCUUAAGACGAUGCCAGUGCCCUAGAAAAGGCGCUUUUUACCACACACACGCACUGUACCGUCUGGUACCUGUAAUAUUAGCGCAUUAAUUGAUAAUCCCAGCCUUUGGUUUUGGAAGAAAAAAUCAAUCCAAACCGCGCAUCUGCACUUUAAGCUGUAUAUUUCAGGAGUGACUCUAUUAACAGAUUACAAAAUAUUUACAUUGUAAAAUAAAUGACUAGAGAAUAAACUACACACCUUUAUAAUUUCAAUUAGAGGUAAAAUAAGAUUUAUUCACUCAAAUCUAUGUUUUAUCUUACCUCAAGGAUUUGAGGUAUGUGGCAGGAGCGUACAUUUGCUACGUAUCGCCUACGAAAAAUUUGUUUUUCAUUUUAGGGCUAAAAUUUUGUAGAAAAAUAAAAUCAACUCUUUAUUGCA
This is a messenger RNA of Lutzomyia longipalpis, 2052 nucleotides long. RefSeq names its product 4-hydroxybutyrate coenzyme A transferase. The record is from RefSeq and is a predicted model, not a curated record. Gene Ontology annotation, cellular component: mitochondrion. Gene Ontology annotation, biological process: acetate metabolic process. Bases 227 to 1660 code for a protein of 477 amino acids. The transcript is spliced from 3 exons. NCBI's taxonomy places the organism in Eukaryota, Metazoa, Arthropoda, Insecta, Diptera, Psychodidae. Gene Ontology annotation, molecular function: acetate CoA-transferase activity.